CUCGCGGACCCCGGGCGGAUCGGGGUGGGGAGGGUGGCAAGGAUCCUAUCUCGUGGAGGGGGAUGCUAUCUCGAAGGCCAGGAAGGGCGACUUGCAGGGGCUACAGAGGCAGGAGAGUACCAUGGGGAAAUGGUAGUAUUACCUGAACUGGGGUCCUAAGAAGGUCAAAUGUGUACAGAGGCGGUCCCCCCCUGGGGUCACUGGGAGUGUGUGUAUGAGGAGGAUGUGCGCCUCUUUAUCCCAGUGUCCAUGCAGCCCGCGCAGGUCCCUGAGUCCAGGAAUCCUUCAGAAUGUUGGUACUAAGCAUAUCCCUAGUUGGAGGCCUUACCCUUCAGUCCUCUGAACCUGGAAACAAAGGGACUGAGGAAAGUACCAGGAGCACUUCGCUACCCCUGUAUCUCCCGUGCACACUCGUGCACACACACACACACACACACUGCACUAGGGCAGAAGCACACAGGCGGGGACGGACCUGCAGGUAGAGCCCCGUUCAGAUGUGCUCUCAUUGGGACAAGUGCACACCCAGGUGGGCACAUGAAGGUGCACAUAUGCACACACCCCCAAGGACAGGGCUCCCCAAAGGCACGUGCACCCGAAUCUUGCUUGUGUAUGCUGUGUGCUGUGUCCUAGCCUACCUACCUAUCUGCCCUUCCAGAUCUUUCCCUGACUCCACACUAGGUCCAGGGCUCGCUGCCUGUUACUGUGCUCUGCCUUUCCGCCCUUUUCUCCCUUCCCCUGGCCGGCCUCCAGGUCAGGCCUGGGGAAUUGAGGGAAUAAGUCAGCAUCUCAGCAGGAGGGUGUGUGUGGGGAGGAGUGGGAAAGCGCAGGCCUCCACCAGAAAUCCAGCUCAGUACUCGUCUAUUAAGAGGCUGCUGGGUGCCAGCACCCUGGUGAGCCCGGGGAUGCAAAGAGAACGAGGCCUGCCUUCAGGAGCACCCAGUCUAGUGGGGAGCCAGACAUGUAAACAACUCUCUGGGGUGACCGUGGGACAGAAUGUGCCAAGUCCUUUAACAGGCCCUGGGAGAGCACCAAAAAUUGUCUUCUCUUGAUAAAUGGCUGGGCUGCAAACGUCUUCCUCCCUACCCUCCUACCUUGUCUUACAUCCUCUCUCCCCAGCCAUAUGUCUCUGCCCUUCUGGAUCUCUCCUCCUGGACAGCCUUGUGCUCAUGGAUGCCCAACCACCCCCCCUCCCAUCUUAGAACAGGGGAAGGAUGUUAGGGUGCAGGAGGGAGACUCACAGGAGGCCUGGGGUCCAGAACGUGGGGGAAAGAGACAGGGCCUAAGGUUUCCUGGGGGUCUCCUUCCAAAGGAGGCAUGAGGCUGUCUGUGAGGGACAGGGAGGUGGAUGGAUCAGAGAGGAGUGGCUCUUCCAGAACUAAGGACUGCAAAAAUCUAGGAGUGAGGGCCCCACCUGUUACGUGGGAAGAUGAUGACAGUGGGCCCCUCCCUUCUUUCUUGGAACACCUGGAAGGGAUCCGGGCUGGGCACCUGCCUUUGCUGAUGCCUGUCUGUCCUCCCCUGUCUUCCCCAUCCACACCUCCUGUUUCAUUGCCAUCUUUGUGUCUGUCUUUGGACUCUGUUUCUCUGGGUGCCAUCCUAUCCAUCUGUGUCUUCUAUGUCACCUGGGCCUCCUCCCUCCAUCUCUGGCUCUGAUCCCUCUCUGCCCUUCCCUGUAUUGGCAUUCUGUUCCCUUUUCCUGUCCUCAUGGCUCACUCUGGGUCACUUCUGUGUUUAUAUCUGGUCCUUGGCUCUCCUCCUGGUCUUACCUUUUCUCUCCACAUUGCUGUCUGUCUCUGCCUGUCAUCUCUGGUGCUGGCCUCUGCCCCUCCAUCCCUGCAUCCAUCUCUGUGCUGGGUCCUGCCGCUCUGUCUCACUCCCCACUCAUCUCGGCCCCUUUCCCUGCCCAUCUGAGCAGCAGCGUCCCAUCCAGCCCUCUUUCACCAAGUCCCUCUGCCGUGAGUCCCACUGGAAGUGCCUGCUGCUCUCACUGCUCAUGUACGGCUGCCUGGGGGCCGUGGCCUGGUGCCACGUCACCACAGUGACCCGCCUCACCUUCAGCAGCGCCUACCAGGGCAACAGCCUCAUGUACCACGACAGCCCCUGCUCCAACGGCUAUGUCUACAUCCCCUUGGCCUUCCUGCUCAUGCUGUACGCCGUCUACCUGGUGGAGUGUUGGCACUGCCAAGCCCGCCAUGAGCUGCAGCACCGUGUUGACGUGAGCAGCGUGCGGGAGCGCGUGGGCCGCAUGCAGCAGGCCACGCCCUGCAUCUGGUGGAAGGCCAUCAGCUACCACUAUGUCCGCCGCACCCGCCAGGUCACCCGAUAUCGCAACGGAGAUGCCUACACCACCACCCAGGUCUACCAUGAGCGCGUCAACACGCACGUGGCGGAGGCCGAGUUCGACUAUGCGCGGUGUGGCGUCCGCGACGUGUCCAAGGCGCUAGUGGGGCUGGAGGGCGCGCCGGCCACGCGGCUGCGCUUCACCAAGUGCUUCAGCUUCGCCAGCGUGGAGGCCGAGAACGCUUACCUGUGCCAGCGCGCGCGCUUCUUCGCCGAGAACGAGGGCCUGGACGACUACAUGGAGGCGCGCGAGGGUAUGCACCUCAAGAACGUGGACUUCCGCGAAUUCAUGGUGGCCUUCCCGGACCCGGCCAGGCCGCCGUGGUACGCCUGCUCGUCGGCCUUCUGGGCCGCGGCGCUGCUCACGCUGUCGUGGCCGCUGCGCGUGCUGGCCGAGUACCGCACAGCCUACGCGCACUACCACGUGGAGAAGCUCUUCGGUCUGGAGGGCCCGGGCUCGGCGAGCAGCGCGGGCGGCGGCCUGAGCCCCAGCGACGAGCUGCUGCCCCCGCUCACCCACCGCCUGCCGCGGGUCAACACGGUGGACAGCACAGAGCUCGAGUGGCACAUCCGCUCCAACCAGCAGCUGGUGCCCAGCUACUCCGAGGCGGUGCUCAUGGACUUGGCGGGGCUGGGGGCGCGCUGCGCGGGGGGCGCGGCCGGCUACGCGCCCUCGUGCCGCUACGGCGGCGUGGGCGGCCCGGGCGCGGCGGGCGUGGCCCCGUACCGGCGCAGCUGCGAGCACUGCCAGCGCGCCGUCAGCAGCUCGUCCAUCUUCUCGCGCAGCGCGCUGAGCAUCUGCGCCAGCCCGCGGGCCGGCCCGGGGCCCGGCGGGGGGCCGGCCUGCGCGGGCAGCCGCUUCUCGCUCGGCCGCCUCUAUGGCUCCCGGCGUAGCUGCCUGUGGCGCAGCCGGAGCGGGAGCGUCAACGAGGCGAGCUGCCCCACGGAGCAGACGCGGCUGUCGAGCCAGGCGAGCAUGGGGGACGACGAGGACGACGACGAGGAGGAGGCCGGGCCGCCGCCGCCCUACCACGACGCCCUCUACUUCCCGGUGCUCAUCGUGCACCGGCAGGAGGGGUGUCUGGGCCACAGCCAUCGGCCGCUGCACCGCCACGGCUCCUGUGUAGAGACCUCACUGUGAUCCUCGGCGCCUGGACAGGUCCGCUAGCCUGCCCGCUGCCCCUCGCUGGACCGUGCUCCCUGCCUGUAGCAGGGGGAGUCACUAUGGUGACUGAGGUUGUGCUGGGCACUGCGGGGGGUGGGGGAGGCAAGAGUGCGCGGGACAGACCCGGAUGGGGCCGAGACACGCCCCAUGCUCCCCCCCUCCCCCCCCCCCGCCCCCCUUCUCCCUAUACCUAAAGAGACAGUGAGGAGGGUGGGAGUGGGCGGCUCCGAGAGCAUCCCAGCCGGCAGAGCCGUUUCUUCCAGCCCGGCCCCUGAGUUCCUAAGGGGGCACCUCCCCUUUCUACACGCACACUCGAGGUUUCCUGCCCAGCCUUUCAACGAAUUUUCUGACUGUUAUGUGGCGACUGUGCGGUGGGACCCACAUUGGGCCUCGUCUCAAGUGCGAGGCCCUCGCUGUGGAGCUGGGGAGGUUUAGAGGCUGUGGGGAAGGGAAAUUGGGGCUUUCCUUCCCCCGCUGCCCCGCCCCACUGGGGCCUCUCUCUGCUGAGGAGCAGUGGUUUGCUGAACAGCAGGGCUGGCUUCCAACCUGCUAAUGACUUCAGUGGGUCUGAGGCUGGGGCCAGGUGUCAGCCCGGAUGCGCCAUCUCAAAACCGUGGAAAUGUUGCUAUCGUUUUGGCGCUGGCCCCAAAGGUCGGGGUUUCCUUUCUGUCACUCUCUCCGCUGUUGUUUAUCUCGCUGGGCCCCGGGAGUCCGGGUCCGGAGGGACUGUGCUCACCACACAGACGUCACUCCCCUUCCUCCCCUCCCCCUCCCUCUCCCUGGUUCUGAAGAGCUGUUGCCAGCGGGGAGGACGGUGGGGGGAGGCAAAAUGUGGAGGGCAGUGUACCUCACUUAGCCUUUUCUCUAAGCUCUGCAGCCUCCUGGCAGCAGCCUCCACACCUGGGUUCUGGGAGGGUGCUCAUUUCAGAGAGGGUGAGGUACCGCCCAGGGGUACUGCUGGCCAACGUGAAUGACUGAGUGCAGAGAGUGGAAGCAAACCUGGGUGACAACGAGGAUCUCUGGACACAGGUGGGAGGCAAAGAGGAGAGGGCAGUGGAGGGUAGAGUGAAAGGACCUCCAGAGGUAGGGGUGUCUGUGGGGGGGGGGGGGUGGCCCUUGCCUCCCCCAGACUUGUGGGGAGGAGUGGAAAGUGGUCCCCACACAUUGCCUCUGCAGGGCGGAGGACGGGAUCGCAAGCCCCAGCUGGAGAAAUAGUCAAUUCCAGUGGCAGGGUCGGAGGCAGGAUUCUCUAAAUCUUGUCUGACUCCUCUGUCCUCCCCUAUGCCAUGAGCUGAAGCCCUGCUGUGUGUCCUAGGGUCUUCAAAGGGGCACCUGCCACCACCCCAGGGCACUGGCCCCAAGUCCUGUUCCCCCAAAGCUCUGACACCACCUUCUCUCCCCCAUGACUCCCACCCUGAUGUGCUUCCGUGUGCAUGUCUGUGUACAACCCUCCUGCCCUCCCAGCUCCCCUGGCUAAAGAUUUCCCAGCAGACUUAGUGCCCAGGGAUUGAGCUCACAUUUCAAGCUGGAGAGGAUAACCCUUGGGCCACCCGAUAUUGCUCACCCUGGAUGCUUCUCACUUUGUCUGAGCCGGCAGAGCUCCUCCUUCCUUUCCUUCAGCCUCUCCCAUCUUCCUCCAGCCUAGCCAGGCCUGCACCCGCCAAGGGCAUGGCCUCCACCUAUGCAACAUCUCCUUUGGCUCCCCUCCUCUCCUUCCUGGGGGGACUUGGGAGGCACAGAUUGUGGGGACACCAUGGUGCAUGGCCAUUGGGGGUUGAGCUUUACUUUCAUGUGGAGAUGGCUGAGUGGACGGGAAUGGAGGCUGGAGAAGGGGAGGUGUGGGCAGGAGGGGACAGCUGCCCAGUAGGCUUCCCUGGGCAGCAGAGCCCACCUGUCUGCCAGCACUGAACCCGCCUGGACCCUGAGUCUAUGCUCCUCAGGGGUCUGGCGGUUGGAGCACCCCUCUUUCCUCUGAAUGGACAUCUGUGAGGUACAGGUGGUGAGCUGUGGCCUCAGGCCCCAGUUCUUGGCCAGCUGGCACCUGGAUGUCAUGCCCUUGUGCGAGGACAGCCUGAGUUGGGAGGAGGAGAAG
Molecule: messenger RNA, 5597 nt
Organism: Equus caballus (horse)
Lineage: Eukaryota; Metazoa; Chordata; Mammalia; Perissodactyla; Equidae
Gene: TMEM151B
Product: transmembrane protein 151B
Source: RefSeq, a predicted model, not a curated record